This is a messenger RNA of Trichoderma virens Gv29-8, 552 nucleotides long. RefSeq lists its product as uncharacterized. The coding region runs from base 1 to 552 and encodes 183 amino acids. The record is from RefSeq and is a predicted model, not a curated record. Lineage: Eukaryota; Fungi; Ascomycota; Sordariomycetes; Hypocreales; Hypocreaceae. The transcript has 2 exons.
AUGUCUACUCCUCGAAGCGGUGGUAGUGUGAGCUCCAGGGGGUCCAAGACUCCAGAGAAGCCUAGGUCAUCUGUUCAACAGCUCAUUGAUUCGCUCAAUACCCACCGAGUCAACACACUGACGGAGCUCUGUCGCAUCGAGCGUAUUGCUGCAACAUGCGACUCGGAGGCGGACGCACGAGCCUUUCAGCAACCCAUGACCUCGGCCUGGAUCCACUACGUAUCGAGCAACCAGUUUCUCACCGAGCUCCGUGGCCUGACCCGCAACUAUCCUCUGAGUGCGGACAUUGUUGCCGAGGCGCACCGGCGUGUUCGCUCGGAUCCGGAGAGCAACCGCAGCUGGAACCUGGCGUGGCUGUGCCUGACGCGGAUGCGGGACGACGGGCUUGUGAGGAUCUUCUCGGACGCAGAGGCACGGAAGCCGGAGAUGUGGGGAGGCAAGGGGCCAAGCGAGAAGAUGGUUCAGCAGCUGGCGACGUGCUUUGAGGACGAAUGGAGGGCGGCGAUUGAGACGAUGCUGAGACACUGGACGACGCCACCGACUUGGUAUUGA